GCUCCCGCCGAGGCGGCGGCGGCGUAGUCCGCGUCCGCUGUCCCUCUCCGCCGCCCGGCCCUAGGGGGUCGCCGGCUCCCCUCCCCAGCUCUCCUGCGCCCCGCGCCCUCUCGGCCCCGGUCAUGGCGUGCGGAGCCACUUUGAAAAGGACUCUGGAUUUCGACCCGCUGCUGAGCCCGGCGUCCCCCAAGCGGCGGCGAUGUGCGCCAUUGUCGGCGCCCGCCUCGGCCGCCGCCUCCCCGUCGUCGUCGGCUGCCGCCACCGCCGCCUCCUUCUCGGCCACCGCCGCCUCGCCGCAGAAGUACCUCCGGAUGGAGCCGUCCCCCUUCGGCGAGGUCUCCUCUCGCCUCACUACAGAACAAAUUCUGUACAACAUAAAACAAGAGUAUAAACGUAUGCAAAAGAGAAGACAUUUAGAAACUAGCUUCCAACAGACAGAUCCUUGCUGUUCUUCUGAUUCACAGCCACAUGCAUUUCUCCUCAGUGGACCAGCUUCUCCAGGCACUUCAUCUACAGCAUCAUCACCAUUAAAAAAAGAACAGCCCCUAUUUACUCUAAGGCAGGUUGGGAUGAUCUGUGAACGUUUGCUGAAAGAACGUGAAGAGAAGGUUCGUGAAGAGUAUGAAGAAAUAUUGACCACAAAACUUGCAGAACAAUAUGAUGCAUUUGUGAAAUUUACGCAUGAUCAGAUAAUGCGACGAUAUGGAGAACAGCCUGCUAGUUAUGUUUCAUGAAUCACGUUUCCUGCAUUUGUGGGCUGCCCAGUUCCCUGUUGAGUUGUUGCAAGUGGUCCCAGUUAAGACUUGCAGCAAUGCCAUAUUUCUCCCCCUUCCCCUGUGAACACAGGUUAUUUCAAGCUUUUGUCAGUGGCAACCACUUAGGCAGCAACUGAUUUUGGAGUGCUCCCUGAUGUCAAUACCACCUGGAUGUGGACUGUUGCUACCUGUAUUAAUACCAGUGGCCUCAUUUGCUGUAUCAUUACAAUUUGGCUUCUUAUGUUAAUGAUAUGUUUGAAAAAGAUUAAAGCUGGUGUUCUAGAAAAUGCCCUUCAUUGGUUGUGUAAAUAAAAGUAGAAUGACACUUCGGAUUGAAACUAGUGUGGUUUUAAUAACUGUGCACUGCAACCAAGCUGUAACCCAUCAUUAAUAACUUAGAAUGUAAUCCCAGGACAAUUAAGCAAAUAGCCCGCAGUACUAUCUGUGAAGUAGUGAAGGAGAGCAUUUCUGUAUUCCAGGACUUUUGGGGGGGUUAAGAAUGGGUUUAUAUGAUUUCUUGUUUUUGUAGUUUUUAUUUAUUCUAUCAGUCUUUAACAAAUGUUUAUUGCUGCAUUUUUUUUUCCAGUGUAUCAUUGUUUUACUGCCCUUGUAGUACUGGAAUUUAGUUGGAAAAAUAAAACAUUUACUUCUA
Molecule: messenger RNA, 1407 nt
Organism: Phascolarctos cinereus (koala)
Lineage: Eukaryota; Metazoa; Chordata; Mammalia; Diprotodontia; Phascolarctidae
Gene: AKIRIN2
Product: akirin 2
Biological process (GO): positive regulation of innate immune response; positive regulation of transcription by RNA polymerase II
Cellular component (GO): chromatin; nucleus
Molecular function (GO): transcription coregulator activity
Source: RefSeq, a predicted model, not a curated record